Poeciliopsis prolifica (blackstripe livebearer) is the source of this 2880-nucleotide messenger RNA. Its product is annotated as terminal nucleotidyltransferase 5B-like. The transcript is spliced from 2 exons. The record is from RefSeq and is a predicted model, not a curated record. The coding region runs from base 450 to 1628 and encodes 392 amino acids. Gene Ontology annotation, biological process: mRNA stabilization. NCBI's taxonomy places the organism in Eukaryota, Metazoa, Chordata, Actinopteri, Cyprinodontiformes, Poeciliidae. Gene Ontology annotation, molecular function: RNA binding; poly(A) RNA polymerase activity.
UACUGUACCAUGUCAGAAUAUUUCAUAAAUUUUUUAAAGUCUUAUAGAGCGCUCUCAGACAGGACGUCGGUCUGACGCAGAGCAGUAGGUGUGUUAAACCGGUGCGGCCCCUUCUGUUUGGCAGAACGUUCAUAAAUCUGCGCCCAGCCAAUGGGGAGGCGCGUGGUAAUCCCAGCCGGGUGAGAAAAGACCCGGUCGCGAGUUCCGUGGAUCUUUAAUCCGCAGAGAGGAGACGGCGAGGGGACACGGUCACGACUAGUGGCUGCUGCUUCUGGGGGAUGUCCGCUGGCUUUUGAGCAGAACUUCCCAAACUACGAGCCGCGUUCUGGAUCUUUCUGCGAAGGGAAGCGACGCUCGAGCCGCUGCCGUUUCAACUCUCCCACCGCCAGUCCCAGCGCGCGAGAGGAGCGCUCGUGCCCCGCAGCAGCGCCCGUCGAGCCCCGGUCGUCAUGUCGUCCGGUGACGCCCCGGAGCAGAGCCGGAGGUUCAGCGUCCUGUCUUGGGAUCAGGUGCGCCGCUUGGACUCCAUCCUCGGGGAGAGCGUUCCUAUCCACGGCCGCGGGAACUUCCCCACGCUGUCCGUGAAGCCCCGGCAGAUCAUCCAGGUGGUCAGAGCUCGACUGGAGGAGAAGGGCGUGGCGGUGCGUGAUGUGAAGCUGAACGGCUCUGCAGCCAGCCACGUUCUUCACCAGGACAACGGCCUCGGCUACAAAGACCUGGACCUAAUAUUUGGCCUCCGUCUUUCCGACAAUAAAACAUUUCGCCUGGUGAAGGACGUGGUGCUGGACUGCCUGGUGGAUUUCCUGCCUGAAGGCGUGUGCAGGGAGAGAAUCACGGCCCUGGCACUGAAGGAGGCGUACGUGCAAAAACUCGUGAAAGUUUGCAACGACACAGACCGCUGGAGCCUCAUCUCGCUGUCCAACAACACUGGCAAGAACGUGGAGCUAAAGUUCGUCGAUUCUCUGAGGAGGCAGUUUGAGUUCAGCGUGGAUUCCUUUCAGAUCUCGCUGGAUUCGUUGCUGCUCUUUGACCGUUGCUCGGAGACGGCGAUGUCCGAGACCUUCCACCCGAGCGUGCAGGGUGAGAGCAUGUACGGAGACUUUGAGGAAGCCCUGGAACACCUCCGCUCCAGGACUAUCGCCACCCGAAGCCCCGAAGAGAUCCGGGGCGGCGGCCUGCUCAAGUACUGCCACCUGCUGGUGCGCAGCUUCCGUCCGUCUUCGGAGAGCCACAUGAAGCAGAUGCAGCGCUACAUGUGCUCGCGCUUCUUCAUCGACUUUCCCGACAUAUGCGAGCAGCAGCGGAAGCUAGAGGCGUAUCUCCAAAACCACUUCGUGGGAAUUGAGCACAAGCGCUACGAGUACCUUCUGACGCUGAGGCAGGUGGUGGACGAAAGCACUGUGUGUCUGAUGGGCCACGAGCGGCGCCAGACGCUGGCUCUAAUAUCCGCCCUGGCGCUUCGUGUCAUGGCCGAACACAACGCCAUCCCUGCCCUGUCCAACAUCACCUGCUACUACCAGCCUGCUCCCUACGUCAGAGACGUCAACUUCAGCAACUACUACGUGGCACAGGUUCAGUCCAUGUCCGUUCGCAGUAACUCUUACCAGACAUGGCUGCCUUGCAGCUGAGGACCGUCAUUAGGAAUAUGUGAACAUCUUUUUGUUUGACCUUUAACUUGUUAUAAGGUGGGCAUGUUUUAUUGUUUUGUUUUCUCCGCUGCCUCCUUAUCUGGUGUCGGUGUUGCAUUCUGGCUCUGGUUCUGCUGGAUCAACUAGGAUUCUGGAUAGAACAGCUUACAGACCCAGUGGAUGUAAAAUAUCACCAACUCGUACUAAUACUGAUGAGUCAGGCUGAGGUUCUUACAGUAAAACAUGUGGCGUAAUAUCAGGCUGUUUAUACAAAAAUAAAACAAACAAUCUGAAGUGAUUAAAUAACUUACACUACCAGAUAACAUAUUAGUUAUGACAUCAGUUUUAGCAUUACCCAGAACUCACUGGAAUAGUCGGAGAGGGAUGUCUGGCUCAUCCUUCCUGGGUAUUUUGUCCUUUAGACCCGAUGGAACAUUAAGCUUUGUAUCAAUGAUUCCACCCCACGUCAUUCACAAAGCAUUCCUCCUGAACGCAGCGUACACGGCAUUGAUUCGUUAUUCUCAUUCCGCCAGCGAACAGGACUCAUGGGUCCAUCUAGUCGACAUACUGGUCCGGGUCCAGUGCCCCGGGCGAGCCAGAAUGCAGUCCGCCCUGUGCUGGAGGUGGGAGCGUGACACUGUGGAGUCUUCAGACAUUUGUGUGAACAGUACCUCUGCAGCAAUUUGACCUUUUUUUUCAAAAAGAAAUUCACAUCUCAAGACCCAGCUUGGACAAAAAUCUUGCUUUUGUUUUUGUUUUUAAUGCCAAAUUGUUUUGUACAUCCAAAAACCUAAGUUAUUUCGAUUAAACUGCUGUAUAAAAAGACGAGGGUGUGGGUAAAAUGAAACCUAUAAUCAAUGUGUUUUUUGCUCUGUUGACGGCCUUUAACCCUGGAGGAAAUGCCAGGGGAAAACACAAAGGCUUCAUAUGUGAGAGGAACUUUGCUAAGUCGGUUUGUUUUCUGAUUAGAGGCUUGGCGGAAAUGUAAAUAGUUGGAAGUGAAUCUGAAAGCAGUUUUGUGCGUGUUGUUCUGUCUGAGGCUUCAGCCGACCUGACAAGGACGAGUGAAGAGACGAAAGAAGUACUUGCUUGAGUAGCACCGGAAAUAAAGACUGUAAAUGGUUCCAAGUGCCUAAAUAUUAUCUCCUUUUAAUUAGUUGCUAUGUAAGAUUUAUGUGUUAGCCUUUUGUUUCAGGGUUUUGUUUGUUUUUUGCCUUUGAGUUUUUCCAUUAAAACACAUCAAGAGCUGGAA